Messenger RNA from Lachnellula hyalina, 1230 nucleotides. RefSeq names its product O-methyltransferase. The record is from RefSeq and is a predicted model, not a curated record. Lineage: Eukaryota; Fungi; Ascomycota; Leotiomycetes; Helotiales; Lachnaceae. The coding region runs from base 1 to 1230 and encodes 409 amino acids. The transcript is spliced from 4 exons. Gene Ontology annotation, molecular function: O-methyltransferase activity.
AUGUCAUCUAGAAUCGCAGAGCUCGGAGCUCUGAUAUCUUCCAACACGCAGAAGAUUGACGAGUAUCUAGUCGCUAAUUCGCUACCAUCACCAUCGUUCGAGGAAGAUGGCCCUGUGAAGCUCAACCUGUCCGGCGAACUCGAAAGUGCUCGAAGUUCUUUACUCAAUGCUACAGCGGAGCUCCAGGCUUUGCUGCAAACUCCAGAUGACCUUCUUCGGCCUAUCUUAAAUGGCACCAGCCUUGAAGCGAUUUCUCGCUAUGAUAUGGCUCGUAAGAUCCCUGUCGGUGGCUCUAUCUCUUUCCAGGAGCUAGCCGACCAGUGUGGCCUCUACGAACCUGACGUACGCCGCAUCGUACGCUUUGCCAUUGCGCACCAUUUUGUUUUCCGCGAACCUCGCAAGGGCUUUGUAGCUCACAGUGCAGCCUCUCGGCGCCUGGUUGAUACCCAAGGCGCGCGAGACGGGCUUGGUGUUAUGUUCGAUGAUUGCUACCAGAGUUUUGGGCGGGGCUGGGCACUCGCCCACGAUGGUCAGUCACUCUUCGAGACGUUUGGCAAGCAGCCGGCCAAAGCCAAACGUUUUGCUGGCUCCAUGGCAGCCUUCAACGCAUCACCACUUAUGGCACAUAAGCACAUGGCCACCAAUUUCCCGUGGGAAACCCUGGGCAAUGGUACCGUCGUCGAUCUAGGUGGCUCGCACGGUGAGCUAUGCGCCGCCCUCGCACUUGCCGCCCCCAACCUGCAUCUCAUCGUUCAAGAACUCCCCCGGACGGUGCAAAGCGUUGACCGUGCCACGCUCCCUGCCGAGGUUGCCCCACGCAUCGAGUUCAUGGAGCACGAUUUUUUUACUCCGCAACCCGUCGUUGCAGCCGUUUAUACCUUUAGGCAGAUCUUCCACAACUGGGCUGAUGUGAACGUCGUUAAGAUCCUUCGCAGUCUAGUCCCGUCGUUACGAUCAGGGGCACGGGUACUCGUGCAUGACUUGAUCUUGCCUGAGCCUGGAAAGUUGCCACUAAUGCAAGAGCGGCAGAUUCGGGCGAUGGAUAUGCUUAUGCUUUCGAUUUGCAAUGCGAGAGAGCGCGACGAAGACGAUUGGAGGCAGGUGUUCGCCGAGGCGGAUUCGCGUUUCAAAGUCCUGCGUGUUUUCACCCCCAAAGGAGCUGCCCUCGGGAUUGUCGAUGUGAUGUGGGAGGGUGAGGGUGAGGGUCAGGAGAGCAUUUCCGCCAAGUAA